AUGUCCAUCUCCAACAUGACAGUCUUCAUGCCUUCUGUGUUGACACUAAUAGGGAUCCCAGGCCUAGAGUCUGUGCAGUGCUGCUGGCUACAAGUACCAGAGAUUUAUUUUGAUUCCUGCUUGCUUCAAAUGGGGUUCAUCCAUACUUUUCAGUGCACAGAGUCUGGCCUCCAUGAGCCCAUGUACAUUUUCCUAGGCAUGCUUGGAGUCACAGAUAUUGUACUUGGCACAAGCAUUGUGCCCAAGAUGCUUGGUGUAUUCUGGCUACAAGUACCAGAGAUUUAUUUUGAUUCCUGCUUGCUUCAAAUGGGGUUCAUCCAUACUUUUCAGUGCACAGAGUCUGGUAUCCUCCUGGCCAUGGCUCUGGACCGUUAUGUGGCCAUCUGUUAUCCCCUAAGAUAUACUGCCAUCUUCACCUACCCGCUGGUCACUCAAAUAGGGGCUGUGGUAACACUCAGGGCUGCCAUUCUGGUAGCCCCAUCUUUAGCACUAAUAAAGUGCCGGUUGCAAUUUUACCGUACAACCAUCAUCUCCCACUGCUACUGUGAGCAUAUGGCCAUCGUGAAGCUGGCUGCAGAAAAUGUGCGGGUCAAUAAAAUCUAUGGCUUGUUUGUGGCAUUUGCUGUUGCAGGGUUUGAUCUGAUAUUCAUCACAUUGUCCUACAUACAGAUAUUUAUCACAGUUUUUCGUUUGCCCCAGAAGGAGGCUCGGUGGAAAGCAUUCAACACCUGCAUCGCCCACAUCUGUGUCUUCCUCCAGCUCUACCUCCUCGCCUUCUUCUCCUUCUUCACACAUAGGUUUGGUGCUCAUGUUCCCCCUUAUAUCCAUAUCCUCUUUUCUAGCCUCUACUUGCUGGUCCCCCCAUUUCUCAAUCCACUUGUGUAUGGUGCCAAGACCAAGCAGAUCCGCAUUCACGUGAUAAAGAUGCUGUGUUCCUAA
This is a messenger RNA of Ailuropoda melanoleuca (giant panda), 939 nucleotides long. RefSeq names its product olfactory receptor 52A1. Gene Ontology annotation, molecular function: G protein-coupled receptor activity; olfactory receptor activity. Gene Ontology annotation, biological process: G protein-coupled receptor signaling pathway. The record is from RefSeq and is a predicted model, not a curated record. Lineage: Eukaryota; Metazoa; Chordata; Mammalia; Carnivora; Ursidae. Bases 1 to 939 code for a protein of 312 amino acids. Gene Ontology annotation, cellular component: plasma membrane. The transcript has a single exon.